UGGAUCAUGCCCCAGCUGGGCGGAGGCGGCGGCAGCGGGGACGACCUGGGUGCUACAGACGAGAUGCUAGCCUUCAAGGAUGAGGGCGAGCAGGAGGAGAAGAUUCCCCAGGGCGGCUUCCCUGAGCGGGAUCUAGCUGACCUCAAGUCCUCGUUGGUCAACGAGUCCGAAGGCGCGGGCAGCAGCGGCCAAGCCGGGAGCGGCCCGGGCCAGACAGAGACGCUCCGGCGAGCUCCAAACUCCCAGAGGCUGUACCAGGACAAACUCCCGGAUGCUUUGGAAGAAGGCCUCAAGGCCCAGGACAGCAGCAGCGUCGGGAUGUACAAAGAGUCUGUGUAUUCGGGCUACAAUCUGCUGGUGCACUACCCGGCCAACGGAGUAAGUUCGGGAACCGGAGGUGGGACAGGAGCUGGAGUUGUCUCUGGGGCUGGGCAGCCGCUGCACACCAAGCCUGGUCAACCCUCCCAUGGAGUUCCCCAGCUCACACCCCUCUAUGAACAUUUCAGCUCCCACCCAACACAUGUCUCUGCUGACAUCAACCAGAAACAAGGUGUUCACCGCCCACUACAGACCACUGACAUCUCCAGUUUCUACUCUUUAUCUCCAAGUGGUGUUGGACAGAUUUCCCACACUAUGGGCUGGGCGAGCCCACCUCUCUAUCCCCUCUCCCCUUCCUGUGGAUAUAGACAGCACUUUUCGACUGCAGUCUCCCCGGGGGCACCUUACCCUAGGUUCACCCAUCCAUCUCUGAUGCUGAGCUCAGGUAUGCACACCACUGGCAUUCCCCACCCAGCCAUUGUGCCCCACUCAGGAAAGCAGGAGCUGCAGCACUAUGACCGGGGCCUGAAACCUCCAUCAGAAGCCAAGCAGGAUAAAGAAGCUAAGAAGCCAACUAUUAAAAAGCCCUUGAAUGCAUUCAUGCUGUACAUGAAGGAAAUGCGGGCCAAGGUCAUUGCAGAAUGCACACUCAAGGAGAGUGCAGCUAUUAACCAGAUCCUAGGGAGAAGGUGGCAUGCGCUAUCUCGAGAAGAACAAGCCAAGUAUUACGAACUGGCCCGAAAGGAACGGCAACUCCAUAUGCAGCUCUAUCCUGGCUGGUCAGCCCGAGACAAUUAUGGGAAGAAGAAAAGACGGUCAAGAGAAAAGCAUCAAGAAUCAAACACAGGGGAGAAGGUGAAAGGGCUGGAGGAAUGCCUCUCUACACUCCAGGUUACCAGGGAGAAUGAAGUGUUCCUUGAAAGCCUAGAAGAAGGGCUGCAAGACCCUGGCUCUCCUAAGAAAUGUCGAGCUCGCUUUGGCCUCAACCAGCAGACGGACUGGUGCGGUCCAUGCAGGAGGAAAAAGAAAUGCAUUCGGUACUUACAAGGAGAAGGAGAAGGACGCUGCACCAGCCCAAUUUCUUCAGAUGGCAGUGCUAUAGACUCCCCUCCAUCCCCUCUGGAUGCCCUCCAAUAUGUUCGCCCUGCUUUUACCCCAGACCAACUCACCAGUCCCACUGAUUACACACACAGACCACCAAGCUGCCCCUUCUCCCUCUCUCUCCAUCUCAAGACUACUCCUCCUGGGGUUGGACUCCCAGCAAGGUGAUCCUCAGCCCCCAGCUCUCCAGCAGCCCUUCCAUGAACCUUCAGCAGCAUACAAGCAUCACAGCAACAGGAACACAAAGGCCAAAGGCAUAAGACGCUUUGCUUUGUCCACAGGUGGUCAAGAGCCAGACAAUCAAACAAGAAACUGGCCUGAGGCUACCUCCCCACUUUCUCACACAGUGCCUGGCCUGUAUAUUGUGUGUACACUGCCCAACUUGUGGGGCCCCUGCAA
Messenger RNA from Gracilinanus agilis (Agile Gracile Mouse Opossum), 1818 nucleotides. It is a transcript of the gene TCF7, whose product is annotated as transcription factor 7. Gene Ontology annotation, molecular function: RNA polymerase II cis-regulatory region sequence-specific DNA binding; DNA-binding transcription factor activity, RNA polymerase II-specific. Bases 7 to 1587 code for a protein of 526 amino acids. The record is from RefSeq and is a predicted model, not a curated record. The transcript is spliced from 13 exons. Gene Ontology annotation, cellular component: beta-catenin-TCF complex. NCBI's taxonomy places the organism in Eukaryota, Metazoa, Chordata, Mammalia, Didelphimorphia, Didelphidae. Gene Ontology annotation, biological process: regulation of transcription by RNA polymerase II; canonical Wnt signaling pathway.